UUGUCAGCAGCCCAGUUUAAGGAGAGACUCUGGAAGGAGCCCCCAGCGGAGCACUGCUGGAUUCCUGAUCCCCUGAGACCACGAGGCAGCGUUUGUGGGUUCAGCCACUGAGUGUGGGGAAGUGCGGUCGCACAGCCCUGGGAGAAGGGCACUGAUACUGACCAACUUCCCGGGCCCUGGACCUCCUCCCCUCCCACUCUGGUCCUUCCUCAGCUUCUCUGGCCACCCUGGCCCCCUUUCUAACCUCCAGUCCUCUGCUCCAUGGUGCCCUCCGCCAGGUGGAAUGCACUCGCAUUUGUGCAGGGCUGUCUCCUUCUUUUCCUCCCGCAGGAAUUCUCCGUGUCAUCUCAGCACAGCCUUGUCAUACCCCUCACCGGGUGGAGUUCGGGCCUUAGUUGUGUCCCUUGCUCUUUUGCUGUGGAGCAAUCGCUUUUUCUGUUCACAUUUUGGUUUCUCGUUUGUCCAUCUUCUCCUCUAGACCCUGAGCUCUCACGAGGAGAACCCGCUGGGCUGAUAAGCCCUGGCACCAUCUGAGUGCGCAGUGCCCAGUGGCUGAAUGAACGGGAGACAGGAUCUGUCCCAGCACAGACCAGCUCCGUUGUUUGAGCCUCACUGAUUUUAGUCCUGUGAGCCCAGAGUCCCUCCCCCAUCGGCCUUCUCCCUCCUUGGGAUGACAUGCACCUCUGAUGCCAUCAGCACAAGAAGAAAGAUGACAAGGAAAUACACACAGGAGGGUGUUUCCUGCCAGGUCUUGAAGGCCUCAAGCCCCAACCUCAGAAGAAGAUUCUGAACCACCUCAAGAGCUACCUCUAGCUCCCACUGUGGUGCCUGCCGCAGCUUCAGAGCCGAGGGGCCUGGAUGGGAACCAGUUGUGAGUGUGAUACAGCUAUGGAUACAGCCGAGGGGAGGCACCUACCUGAAGGAGCCUACUGCAAAGUUUCUAUGGACAACCAGGUGCAUGAUUGAAAGACUUAGGGGUCUUCCCCUGUGGGGGACAUUCCUGGCUUAAAAGUGUUCAAGCGGUGAAGCGGGGCGAUAUCCCAGGUGUGACAGCAUGAUCUCAGGAUCCCGGGGGUCCCCAGAAGACCAGCUGGGGCCCGAAUGCUUCCGAGUUCCCAGACAUCAGUUAGGGAGGAUGGCUGAAAACCAGGAAGCUAGGUCCCGGCUUUCUGCUCUGGGAAGCAAGCUGGGCCCAGACACCACCUUAUUCCAUCCAUAAAGUCUCACACAUCUCGCCAUUCUGGUUGCAAUGAAGAAAUGGACUGUACACCAGAAUUUCGUACCUGUGGGUUAUGCCCAGGAUUUAAGGUGCUAGAGAAACAUUUUUUGACAUAAGGAUGGAGAAAUGGUUCCUCCACAACACCUACUGGAAGGACAACUGAAGGAUUAUUUCAGCACAGGAAGUCAGACCUGCAGGAGUGAAUGGGAAACAAAGAGCCCGGUGGGGGAAAGCGCAAACGCAGUCCCCCACUACCACAAAUUAUGCAGUUGAGUUUCCUACAUUUGGGGAAAUCGCAGGGGUCAGCACAUCCGGAAUGCAAUGGAUAAGCCUCGCCCUGAGAAAACCACCUUCGUGAUCAUGGACAAUAAAAGAAACAAACACGAUGCAGGAAUGUCUACUAGUACUGGUUCAUGUACGAGAACACAGUCAAGGAUCACCUCCAAGACCUUUGGCGAUGCAGCGUGGUUGAGGAGGAUUCCUGCCAGAAGUCCUAAGACAUUUGAGAAACUAUUAUCCAACCUAUGCCUGUGGACAUCUGAUAGAAAGACAUGCUGGAAUCAUCCAUCUUUUGCAGAGAAGGGACCAUCCCUGUCAGGCACAAUGGCUUAUCUAAGGUCCAAACCAGAAGUUGGCUGAAACCACCCCCGCGAUGCCUCAGGAUAUUUCGAGGGAGACGCCAUAAGAACGCUCCAGAGGACAUGGUGCAGGAGCUGAAUGUCGACAUCCCCUGCUAUCCUUCCCCGAAGGACAAGAAGCCACACAGGGCCAACAGAGUCUGGCGCUGGCUCAGGGGGGAAAAUGGCUCAACGAGGAAGAGGAAUAAGACCUCGAUAGUAUGGAACACUCGUGCCACUUCAUUGGAGGCCGCAAUAGAUUACCUGGUGACUGCCGUCAUAAAACAAGAUCUAAACUAUGUUCACUCGUUUCUGGAAAUAUACCGCACCUUUACUACCACCCAGGAGGUGCUGGGCCUCCUCUUUGCAAGAUUCGGAUGUGUUUACUCCACGUAUGACGAGGUCGGCGGACCCCAGGAGCAGUGCAACAUGGCCGUCUAUGCCAUCCUGGAUAUGUGGGUGGAAAGGUAUCCAGGGGAUUUUGUGCAGCCUCCGGAGUUUCCCAACUUGCAUGCUGUACUGGCCUACCUGCAGGUCAAUGUGCCUGGCUCGGACCUGCAGCGCCGUGCCCAGCUUCUGCUGCCAGAAAGGCAGCGCGCUGAGACCACAGAGCCAGAGGCUGGGGCUACAGCACCGGCCCCAGAGCCAGAUCAGGAUGUGCCUGGGGAAGUUGUUCCAGCAGUCACUCUGGCACCCGCUGCACGUCUGGGGCCUGAGCUGGCCCCCGCCAUCCCUGCUGCGGCAGGUCACUAUGGGUUAGGAAGACCAGUGACCCCCCCUGACCCGUUGGGGCCAGGGCAGAUGGUCGUCAGGGCCCUCGUUCACUUCUCUGCCACGGAAGAGCCACCUGGCCUUUUGACUUUCCUGGAUGACCCGCAGGGUCCUGCCCACGAGCUGCCGCCACUUGCCUCCGUGGAGCAAGCGGGCUCGGUCCCUGAGCUGCCGCCGCCUGCCUCCGUGGAGCAAGCGGGCUCGGUCCCUGAGCUGCCGCCGCCUGCCUCCGUGGAGCAAGCGGGCUCGGUCCCUGAGCUGCCGCCGCCUGCCUCCGUGGAGCAAGCGGGCUCGGUCCCUGAGCUGCCGCCGCCUGCCUCCGUGGAGCAAGCGGGCUCGGUCCCUGAGCUGCCGCCGCCUGCCUCCGUGGAGCAAGCGGGCUCCGCUCCUGAGCAGCACCCCGUGCUUGCUACAACCAGAAAGCAUGUCUUUCCCAUCCUCCUCGUUGCUUUUUUUGUAUUUCUUCUGUUUUGUGUAUAUGUAUAUAAUUACAUACUAGGUUUAAUUAAAGAUAGUAGAAUUUGAGUUUACAUAAAAUUU
This is a messenger RNA of Mustela erminea (ermine), 3147 nucleotides long. RefSeq names its product ral guanine nucleotide dissociation stimulator-like. NCBI's taxonomy places the organism in Eukaryota, Metazoa, Chordata, Mammalia, Carnivora, Mustelidae. Bases 1771 to 3132 code for a protein of 453 amino acids. The transcript has 12 exons. The record is from RefSeq and is a predicted model, not a curated record.